GUUUGUCACAAGUGUUCAAAAUAUUGACUCAUUUGGAGAUCACUUGCCGUUCAAUACUUUCAAUACUUGCCAUCAGUUUUGCAAAUAAUGUCCGGAAGAGGAAAAGGAGGAAAAGUCAAGUCGAAGGCAAAGUCCCGGUCAUCCCGAGCCGGACUCCAGUUCCCCGUCGGACGUAUCCAUCGUCUGCUCCGCAAAGGCAAUUUCGCAGAGCGUGUCGGUGCCGGCGCUCCGGUCUAUUUGGCCGCUGUGUUGGAGUACUUGGCGGCUGAGGUGCUCGAGUUGGCCGGCAAUGCCGCCCGAGAUAACAAGAAGACCCGUAUUAUCCCCCGUCAUCUGCAACUCGCCAUCAGAAACGACGAGGAGUUGAAUAAACUGCUGUCCGGUGUGACGAUCGCUCAGGGAGGCGUUCUGCCCAACAUUCAGGCCGUACUCCUGCCCAAGAAGACCGAGAAGAAGGCAUAAAGAAGACAUAAAGAAGACAUGAAUGAGGGGACAGGCCUUCGCACCACUCUUCACACAAACGGCCCUUUUUAGGGCCAAUCACUCAAUGCAUCUGAGGAUCAGUUCUUGUCGUGUCUUUCCAUUAGUUUUCAUUGUUUUUAAUAAAAUUUUUAUCAUUCAUUGGGUUUACUGUAUGUUGUGAUGAUUGGUAUGCUAUGAAAAGUAUAGACACUAUUCUCUCAUUUGUCUUGUGAUUUACCAUUUGGUUGUUCUUAAGGCCAAUCACUC
Molecule: messenger RNA, 729 nt
Organism: Oppiella nova
Lineage: Eukaryota; Metazoa; Arthropoda; Arachnida; Sarcoptiformes; Oppiidae
Source: the annotation of a GenBank genome assembly